UCCCGACAGCUGCGGCGGCGGCGGUGAUGCGCGGGAGGAGGCUGCUGCCGCCGGCCCAGCUGAUGGCGGCGGCCGGCGCCCGGGUGUGAUGCGCGCGCCACGGCGGGGCUGCCGGCUUCGCGGCGCCGAGGGAGCGAGCGGGAGCGAGCCCGGGGCGGAGGACGCCGGAAUCCGGCUCUGGCUGCUGUGCGGGGGCUCGGAUCUCUCUCCCCUCCCUUCUCUCCCCCCCCCCUCCGCCCCUUCGUUUGGUUCUCGCUUUGCACGUUGAAAGCCCCCCGACUCCGUCCCCUCCCGACCCCUGGAAGUCUUCCCGGCUCUAAAUGGAAUUAGUGGAGACCGGCGCCUCUGGUGUAAGGCACAGACAUGAUCCAUGGACGCAGUUUGUUGCACCUUGUAGCAAGUUUAAUCAUCUUCCAUUUGUCUGGCGCAACCAAGAAAGGAACAGAAAAGCAAACCGCCUCAGAAACUCAGAAGUCAGUGCAGUGUGGGACUUGGACAAAACAUGCAGAGGGAGGGAUUUUUACCUCUCCCAACUACCCCAGCAAGUACCCCCCUGACCGAGAGUGCAUCUACAUCAUAGAAGCCGCCCCAAGACAGUGCAUUGAACUUUACUUUGAUGAAAAGUACUCUAUUGAGCCGUCUUGGGAGUGCAAAUUUGAUCAUAUUGAAGUUCGAGAUGGACCUUUCGGAUUUUCUCCAAUAAUUGGACGUUUUUGUGGGCAACAAAAUCCACCUGUAAUAAAAUCCAGUGGAAGAUUUCUAUGGAUUAAAUUUUUUGCUGAUGGAGAGCUGGAAUCUAUGGGAUUUUCAGCUCGAUACAACUUCACACCUGAUCCUGACUUUAAGGACCUUGGAGUUUUGAAACCAUUACCAGCAUGUGAGUUUGAGAUGGGCGGUCCUGAAGGAAUUGUGGAGUCUAUACAGAUUAUGAAGGAAGGCAAAGCUUCUGCUAGCGAGGCCGUGGAUUGCAAGUGGUACAUCCGGGCACCUCCACGAUCCAAGAUCUACCUACGUUUCUUGGACUAUGAGAUGCAGAAUUCAAACGAAUGCAAAAGGAACUUCGUGGCCGUGUAUGACGGCAGCAGUUCUGUGGGGGACCUGAAGGCUAAGUUCUGCAGCACCGUGGCCAAUGACGUCAUGCUCCGCACAGGUCUUGGGGUCAUCCGCAUGUGGGCGGACGAGGGCAGUCGAAAUAGCAGAUUUCAGAUGCUCUUCACAUCCUUCCAAGAACCCCCCUGUGAAGGCAAUACAUUCUUCUGUCAUAGUAACAUGUGUAUUAACAAUACACUGGUCUGCAAUGGGCUCCAGAACUGUGUGUACCCUUGGGACGAAAAUCAUUGUAAAGAGAAGAGGAAAGCCAGCCUGCUGGACCAGCUCACCAACAGCAGUGGGACUGUCAUUGGCGUGACUUCCUGCAUUGUGAUCAUCCUUAUUAUCAUUUCUGUCAUUGUGCAGAUCAAACAGCCUCGUAAAAAAUAUGUCCAAAGGAAAUCGGACUUUGAGCAGACAGUUUUCCAGGAGGUGUUUGAGCCUCCGCACUAUGAGUUAUGCACUCUGAGAGGGGCAGGAGCUCCAGCUGACUUUGCAGAGGUGGCCGAGGACUUUGAAAACUACCACAAACUGCGGAGAUCCUCGUCCAAGUGCGUUCACGACCACCACUGUGGGUCACAGGUGUCCAGUACAAAGGGCAGCCGCAGUAACCUCAGCACAAGAGAUGCCUCUGUCUUGACGGAGAUGCCCCCCCAGCCCAUCAAACCCCUCAUCCCGCCCAUGAACAGAAGGAAUAUCCUCGUCAUGAAACACAACUACUCGCAGGAUGCCGCGGAUGCCUGUGACAUCGACGAGAUUGAGGAGGUGCCCACGACGAGUCACAGGCUGUCCAGACACGACAAAGCCGUGCAGCGGUUCUGCCUCAUUGGGUCUCUAAGCAAACAUGAAUCUGAAUACAACACAACUAGGGUCUAAAAAGAAAAUUCAAGCUAAACUCUUCAAAACACUUCAAGCCUAUCAACUAUUCUUGAAUUAGGUGAAUGCAUUUCCAUGCUCGAUAGUACCUUGAUAAAUUGGUGUAUUUGUAUGCAUUUUUUCAUUGGGAGAAAAUGUUUUAACUGUGUUUUAUUUUCAGAGAAGAACUAUUUAUACAAACAUGGGGACUGUGAAAAGAAAAUUCUAUAGUGAAUUGUGAAAAGUGGACGUAUUUCUAAAUUCAUUCCACUGCCUUUAUCCAAACUUAAGAAUUACAGACAUUUGUUAUUCCUUCGGCAAGACACCCCUGCUGCACAUGAUAUGUUCAUUUCGUAAUUUGGUUGCUGGCCACCAAGUGCUCCUUAGUUUUUAAAUACAUUUUGAGAUUUACCGGAAACUUGAAGACGAAAUUAGUUCCUGAUUCAGACUACCCCAAUGUUUAUUUUUGCUGUUAGUUUCACUUCGUUUCCAUGUUGUUUUAUGUCCUCAUUAUAUGAUUGUACGUUGUGUGAUAUGUGAAAAAUACGACUUCAGAUGAACUUUAUGUUACAUGUACAUUGUUUUCAUUAGAUAGACUACUUGAGAAUAGUGCGCUCCUGGGUGAUUUUGAACGUGCUACAGUUAAGAAGUGAAAAUAUGGACCAUGGGAGCACCAGCUAGAGGUUUUGUGGACUCUCACCAUCUAUUGUUGUAUUUUGAUUAAAUGCAGCUGAAAGUCUUGAGUAAAAAUAACUAGAUUGCAAUAAGAAACAUCUCAUUUUUUUUCUUGGUCUUUCCCAACCCCCCCCCCCCCCCAGUUUCCUUUUUGUUUUAUAUCAAAGGAAGACACUAAGUUUCAGAAAUCGUUUUUGGAAAUCAGGUAUUUUACCAUUCAUACCCUUCAAUAGAAAUGUUUUUUUGAUGAAGCACUUAGCAGUAUGACUGAAUUGACAGUGUGAGAAACUACCCUGCAUGUCAGUACUGGAUAUUUGAGUUGGGAAAUUAUCCUUUUUAUUAGACACAUUGUAAAAAGCAUGCAUCCUCAGUACUGCUGUUACACUUACAUUCCUUUGUGUCAUAUGCUUGCUACUUGUAAUUUUGAUAUAAAGAUAUAUAAAAAAUGUAUAAUAACUUCCUAACUUGAGUUAAGAAAAAUGUUUUCUUCUAUUAGAGUGAUGAAAAAAAACCCCACCAGACUUACAUAAGUGCACACUUUAUAUCAACUCUUUCUACCUGUUAGGCUCUAGGAUGUCUUUUAGUAUUGAGGCUUACUUCUCUAAAAUUUGAUCUUGAAAAUUUUAUGGAGUAUGUUCUCCUUUUAGAAUAGGAAAAUCUUUUUAAGUGCUUUAAAAUCACAAGUCCUCCUUUGCCCCACAUUAUACCAUUCUGAGUUGCUCUCAUACUGAGGCACACAAAUACUACCUGAAAGCUUACUAAUCAUGAUGUGUUUAAUAUAAAUAAAGUAAAACCAUAUGAUAUAUUUACUUGCUGUUGAAUUAUAUACACACUCUAUAAACUUUGAUUUAGUGAAUGGUACUUUUUAAUUAUCGAAUGUGUAUUCUUAGAAAAUAAACGUUAAAAAUCAGAAUUACUAUCAAUCUGCUUACCAGCAUCUCCCAAACUGUUGAAUUCUAUAGAAUUCUGUCUUUCUAAUAGCAAAGCAAUCUAGUCCAGCACAGUUCAAAGUUUGUGACCCAAGCUGGCUUUACAGACCCAUAGAUGAGUUACUUGCAUACAUCCCUGUUAGG
Hyaena hyaena (striped hyena) is the source of this 3692-nucleotide messenger RNA. RefSeq names its product neuropilin and tolloid like 1 (gene NETO1). The transcript is spliced from 11 exons. Gene Ontology annotation, molecular function: protein binding. The record is from RefSeq and is a predicted model, not a curated record. Bases 364 to 1965 code for a protein of 533 amino acids. Lineage: Eukaryota; Metazoa; Chordata; Mammalia; Carnivora; Hyaenidae.